Messenger RNA from Doryrhamphus excisus (bluestripe pipefish), 4099 nucleotides. RefSeq names its product Rho guanine nucleotide exchange factor (GEF) 3, like (gene arhgef3l). Lineage: Eukaryota; Metazoa; Chordata; Actinopteri; Syngnathiformes; Syngnathidae. The record is from RefSeq and is a predicted model, not a curated record. Gene Ontology annotation, biological process: intracellular signal transduction; positive regulation of Rho protein signal transduction. Gene Ontology annotation, molecular function: guanyl-nucleotide exchange factor activity.
GGAACCAGAUGAGGAAGAAGUUGCGCUGAACUGUGCAAAACAGGCUUUUUUUUUUUUUACUAUAGGAACGUUUUCUUAACUGUAUAUUUUUUUUGGGUGGGUGGAAUACGAGUGAUUUUGAUGAUGCUUUGAUGAUGAUGCUUUGAUGAAGAAAAUGGAAGUGGAAGAGACGAGGACAUCCCGGUCUCAGCAAAUAGGAGAAAUACCGUCUACCACCAUCUGCGACCAUGCUGGAAAGAAGAGAAAACAAGACUCGACCGCCGAGCCUGUGAUCAGAAUCACAGAGAAUGACGAAAAGGAGGAGGAAGAAGAGGAUGCUGAAAUGUUGCCAGAUCACAUGAUUGACACAGAGGAGCCCUCCAACAAGCGAGUGAAGCCUGUGGUGAAGUCCAACAGCCUAACGGGGGUCAUCACUCCGGUUAAGACCCCUGCACUUAAACGUAUCGGACAGUCAAUUUCGCGAUCUAUCAGUUUUCGCACGGAGGCUCGACCUUUGCCGACGCGCUCGCUACGCUGUCGCGGAAUUGGCUCCUCGUUUCCACGCAGACGCAACAGCCAGUGCUGGAGUGACACGGUGGAGAGCCAUCACCUCACCGCCAAGGAGAUCAAACGUCAAGAGGUUAUCUAUGAGCUAACUGAAGGAGAGCGACAACUCAUUGAAGAUCUCAGUCUUGUUAAGAAGGUGUACUAUGAGCCGAUGCUGAAGCUGGAUAUCAUGACCGAGAGUGAACUCAUGCAGAUUUUUGGCACUCUGGACUCGCUCAUUCCUCUCCAUGAAGAUCUGCUGAGCCGUCUUGAGCGUCUGAGGGGUUCGGAAAAAACUGUGGGCGAGGUAGCCCCCACACUGAUUAACUGGUUCCCUUGCCUGGAGGCCUAUGUCACAUACUGCUGCAACCUUGUGGGUGCCAAAGCCUUGCUGGACCAGAAGAAGCACGAUAAGAGAGUGGAGCAAUUUUUGCGUCUGUGCCAGGAGUCCUCGUUUAGCAGGAAACUGGAUCUGUGGAACUUCCUGGAUCUCCCUCGAAGCCGUUUGGUAAAAUAUCCCCUCUUACUGAAAGAGAUCCAGAAAUGCACACCAGCGGAGCACCCGGAUGAAUUCACAUUACCCGAAGCACUGGAACUCAUCCAGAGCAUCGUGGCAGAGGUGAACAAGAAGACAGGAGAGGCUGAGUGUCAGUUCUACCGACGUGGUCUCACCUACCUUGAAGACGGCCAGAGGCUACCAGAAAUUCAACAGUCUCGUUUCCUGUACUGUCAUGGGGAGCUUAAGAACAACAAAGGACAGCGUGUGCAUGUGUUCCUAUUUGAGCUGGCACUGGUGUUGACCAGACCGGGAGAGGAUAGAGAUGGAGGUCACGUGUUCCACGUCUACAGACGACCUCUGCCAAACACCUCCUUAAACCUGGAGGUGAUCCCGGAUGGAGAAACGGCUGGAGGGGGUUCCUUCAGAGGAGCGUUCACGGGGGGAAAUGAUAAAGUGAAGAACUGUUUCCGUGUGAGCAGCAGGGGGCGCUCCAAGGCCUACUCGUACAGCCUGCAAGCCAACGACUCCUUUAGCAAGCAGCAGUGGGUCACCUGUCUGCGCCAGGCCAUGGUCCAGUCUCGGGACAGGAAGGCCCAGAGCAGACGGUCGCUGGCUCCUCCCCAUUGUGACCCUGUUCUGUGUCACAUAGCCGGCCUCAGCCUCGGUUCUGAUGCGGAGAUGGCAGAUGUCACUCGCCGCUGAACGACGAGGUCCUCUUUUUUUUUUUUUUUGUCCGUUGACACGCAAGGAUGUCACAAAUGGCGGACAUGUUGCGUUGCAUCCUGAAAUAGUAUUAUUGAAUGUAAAUUUAAUAUGACCCCUUUUUUUUUUUUUAAUAAACUGACACUUAAAAGUUUAUCGAAGUAGUCCUAGAAAACGACACAAAGAUACACGGCCUUAGUAGCCAGCAAUAAGUGAGAGUGAGAAAAGAUUAGAGAUGAUUAUCCUCCCUCUUUCUCUCUCUCUUCUUCCCUCCCUCUCUCUCUCUCUCUCCGGCUUUUCUUUCUUUGGACACCACUGACGGGACAGGACACGGAGGUAGACUUUCAUUUCUAGCCGCUACACCCAGUGAAACAGUAGACAGCCCCUCUAUGCAUUUUUAACAGCUCAGCAGGCGAUGGGAAGCGUUAGGUCGACAGGACACUUUGUUCACAGAUAAGCUUGGGCAAAUGAGGUGAGUUCAAACUGCUUUAUUUCGGGCAACCGAUAGCAUGUUAAUAGCAUGCCAUAAUGUUUUAUUCUAAUCUUGAUGCUUAUGAUUCACUGACAUUUCUUUCAGAGUCAUCAACUUUGCAAUAUUUAAUUACGAAAAAAAACCUAUUAUGCUUUUUUAACUUUUCUGACCUAUAAAUGUAUUUAAAAUGUUGUAUUCUGGUGUUAAAUUAUGCCAAAAUUUCAGGUCAUGAGGUUUGAGCAUUUGGAAGUGAAGUAUGAGAUGGCUCAAAACGCUCAUUUCAGAAGGCGUGGUAAAACUUGCCCCUUUGUGAUGUCACACAGGGACGGACUUACUUAUUCAUUCAUUCAUUUUCUACCGCUUUUCCUCACGAGGGUCGCGGGGGGUGCUGGAGCCUAUCCCAGCUGUCUUUGGGGCGAGAGAGGCGGGGUACACCCUGGACUGGUCACCAGCCAAACACAGAGCACAUAUAGACAAACAACCAUUCACACUCACAUUCAUCACAUUCAUAUUCAUAAUUGGACUCGCCAAUUAACCUAGCAUGUUUUUGGAAUGUGGGAGGAAAUCGGAGUACCCGGAGAAAACCCACGCAUGCACGGGGAGAACAUGCAAACUCCACACAGAGAUGGCCGAGGGUGGGGAAAGACAAAAUAAGUAGCCAAAAAGUUACCACUUCCACACAAAAUUGGAGAACUCAUUCAUUCAUUUUUUACCGCUUUUCCCCACAAGGGUCGCGGGGGGUGCUGGAGCCUAUCCCAGCUGUCUUUGGUCGCCAGCCAAACACAGAGCACAUAUAGACAAACAACCAUUCACAUUCAUACCUAUGGACAAUUUGGAGUGGCUAAUUAACCUAGCAUGUUUUUGGAAUGUGGGAGGAAACCGGAGUACCCGGAGAAAACCCACGCAUGCACGGGGAGAACAUGCAAAAUCCACACAGAGAUGGCGUAGGGUGGAAUUGAACCCAGGUCUCCUAGCUGUGAGGUCUGCGCGCUAACCACUAGACCGCCGUGCCGGACUUACUUAUAUUGUUCGUAAUUGGGAAGCAAUUUGGGCACAAAACAAAGAAAAUACAACUGGAAUAGGUGCAUAUUCUGGAAGAUCUAGAACGCUUUCUGUGCUGUUAUUGUGUGUAGCUGCUCUAUAGGAGUCCACAACUCAAUACAAAGGGUGAAAAAAUGAGCAUAAUAGGUCAACUUUAAGUGACAAUAUACAGUAAACCUCGGAUAUAUCGGAUUCAAUUGUUCCCACUGGUUUUGUCCGAUAUAAGCGAAAUCUGUUACCGGAAAAUGUCCGUUUUACGCAUAUAUGGGAUUUAUAUCCGGUAUAUGCGUAAAUGGGAUUUUAUCCGUUAUAAAAAGGCACUUCCUUGACUAUGUUUCCAAUGUACCUGGACGCGCAGGCAACGCUGCAAACGCUGCAAAUGACGUCGUAUAGCGGCCUGUCACGAUUCGGCGAAUCGGAGCGCCACGAUGCGGCCAUCCGAUAUAUGCCAGGGAAAUUUCAUGGAAAUGCAUUGGAACGGGACUGGAGAUUUUGUCCGAAAUAGGCGAAAUCCAUUAUAAAAAAUCCGAUAUAUGCAAUGAAUUUUUAUUGGAAAUGCAUUACAGAAAAAUCGGUUCUUUUUUAUCUGUCCGUUGUGAGCGAAUUUCCGAUAUAUCCGAGGUUUACUGUAUAAUUGGUUUUAUUUUCAGAUAUGUAUUAAUCUAAUUUAAAUUUGUGUUUUUCCAGCUGCUUUUCUCUAAAGGGGGUAUAAAUACCCAGCUGUACUUGGUUCGUUAUUAGAAGAAGACUUUCUGUCUGAAAGGAGGCUUAUGAGCUACUACCAAAUUCCCAUCACCUUUACCCCGCAUGUGAAAAAAGCAUCUCCCCGCCUGAGAGCUUUGUUAGCUAACACGCCAGGA